Molecule: messenger RNA, 1542 nt
Organism: Pectinophora gossypiella (pink bollworm)
Lineage: Eukaryota; Metazoa; Arthropoda; Insecta; Lepidoptera; Gelechiidae
Exons: 5
Coding region: 109-765 (218 amino acids)
Source: RefSeq, a predicted model, not a curated record
AAGCGCGCGCGCAUAAACCAGUGUACGCGAAACCGGCGUAGUGCGCACGAGUGUCUUAACGAUUUUUUAAUCACAAUCGAAUUUUAAGAGUUCUGUUUCUUCGAGAAUAUGACUGUGGCUACGGUGCCGUAUGACACGAUGUCUACCACAUCGGCGCGGUCGGAGUCGCUGUUCACCAAGUGCUGUUGCUGCAUCCCUCUCAGAACUGGCUGCUUCAUAUUAGGUUACUUAAAUCUUGUUUUCAAUACAUUCCACACCCUAGCUCUUCUAACCCUGACCACCUACAUCGGAAUCUCCACCCAUGGGUUCGACCACUUCGAUGGUGAACGUCCCAGGGAGAUAGCUGAUCAGGUCCCUGGUGUCGAGUCUGUAGAGAAACCGUUCCUUAAUCAGAUUGGCAUCCUUCUGAUGGUGGUGCUGUGUGCCAAUGUUGCCUGGCUCAUGAUUAAUGUGGCUUGUUUGGUUGGACUACAUAAGAAACGCCCAGGCCCCAUCAGGAUCUACGUUGGCUUCGCUACUGGUCGUCUGCUGCUGUCCCUAGCGGGCUUCGUCUACCUCGUCAUGACUUCCAGUGCCAACACCCAUACCAUUGUCUCUCACAGUGCUGAUAUUGGUCUGGCUGCCUAUUUCAUCUUGGUUUACUACAUCUACGCUGUGCAACUUGAGAGGGAAUUAGAAGACCGACCUGAGAAACCAGAAAUCACCAACGACAUUGCCUUCAUAUAUCCCACCAAGAUCGACAAACAAAAUCUGGUCAUUGCUUAGACAUAAGAUGCCUUCCUUAGUAGGUUUUACGUGGGUGAUAUUUUAAUUUAAACCUGAUAUUAAUAAAUCCUGCUAUUUACAUUACGUUUUGUAACGACUUAACCUCCAAAUACUUUCAAGUGUCAUAUUGUUAUUAAUUUUAAUAUUCGAAAUCAUUUUGUAUAUUUUUUCACGUUUCAUUGUUUCGUUCCUCAUGUCUUUUUGGCAGUUAUAUAUUUUUGGGGUUAAAGUCAGCACUUUUCUAAUUACAUUUCCGAAAACAAUUUGUUUCGGUUUUAUUUAUUUAUUUAUUUGUUGCAUGUCACAUGUUUUUUUUGUUUAUGUACUAAAUUGACUGAUGUUACUUAUUGUGAUACAUAUUUCGAAUUAAAUUGAUUUUUAGGCAUUAUUUAGUUAAAUGUUAGGCAGCAUUUUAGGUGGUAAUAAUAUUUUCAUUAUUUGGUUUUCAACGAUAUAUCCUUUUAAUUCAACUAUUAUUCGAUUUCAUCUUUAUAUAUGUGUCGUUUAACUUAAUCUUAUUGUUUUUGCGUUUUAUCCUUACAUUAUAAAGUUGCGUUAUAAAGUCAGUCAGAAAUGUUUGUAAUAUUGUUAAAACGUACCUAUUUUAUGUGUUUAAUGGAAACAGUAUUUCAAUUUCAAAGGACUUAUUAAUUAUGUAAUUAAUAAUUUAUUUGAAUCUCAAUUUCAUAAGGUGAUUAUAAAGCAUUUUUGCGUUCCAAAGGGACUGAAUAGGAAUGUAGUAGAUAUAUUUUAUGUGAAAAUAAAUAUUGAUUAAUA